This is a messenger RNA of Panthera uncia (snow leopard), 1951 nucleotides long. It is a transcript of the gene INTS12, whose product is annotated as integrator complex subunit 12. Gene Ontology annotation, cellular component: integrator complex. NCBI's taxonomy places the organism in Eukaryota, Metazoa, Chordata, Mammalia, Carnivora, Felidae. The coding region runs from base 86 to 1474 and encodes 462 amino acids. The transcript has 8 exons. The record is from RefSeq and is a predicted model, not a curated record. Gene Ontology annotation, biological process: snRNA 3'-end processing.
CCUCCUCGGAGCCGGCUAGUUCCGGGACCGGUUCGGAAGGAGCCUCCGGGAACGGACGGAGUAGCGGGGCGGAGCGGUGUUUGCAAUGGCUGCUGCUGUGAACUUGGAACUUGAUCCUAUUUUUUUGAAAGCACUUGGCUUCUUACAUUCAAAAAGUAAAGAUUCUGCAGAAAAGCUAAAGGCACUACUUGAUGAAUCUUUGGCUCGGGGCAUUGAUUCAAGUUACCGUCCAUCUCAAAAGGAUGUGGAGCCACCCAAAAUUUCAAGUGCAAAAGCUGUUUCUGUUAAGCAAGAGCCCAAAACAUCCUCCAGUCUUCCUUCUGGCAAUAAUAAUGGCAAAGUCCUCACAACUGAAAAAGUAAAGAAGGAAGCUGAAAAGAGACCAGCUGAUAAAAUGAAAUCAGACAUCACUGAAGGAGUUGAUAUUCCAAAGAAACCUAGAUUGGAGAAACCAGAGACACGGUCCUCUCCUAUUACUGUCCAAACUAGCAAGGAUUUAGCUAUGGCUGACCUUUCCAGUUUUGAGGAGACCAGUGCUGAUGAUUUUGCCAUGGAGAUGGGAUUGGCCUGUGUUGUUUGUAGGCAAAUGACGGUGGCAUCUGGAAAUCAAUUAGUAGAAUGUCAGGAGUGCCAUAAUCUCUACCACCAAGACUGCCAUAAGCCUCAGGUGACAGACAAGGAAGUGAAUGACCCUCGCCUUGUGUGGUAUUGUGCCCGAUGUACCAGACAAAUGAAAAGAAUGGCUCAAAAAACUCAGAAACCACCCCAGAAACCAGCCCCCACAGUUGUUUCUGUAGCUCCAGCUGUCAAAGAUCCAUUGGUUAAGAAACCAGAAACUAAACUCAAACAAGAGACAACUUUUCUAGCAUUUAAGAGAACAGAGGUCAAGACAUCCACGGCUAUUUCAGGAAAUUCUUCUAGUACCAGUGUUUCUUCUUCAGUAGCUAGUGGCCUAACUGGAUGGGCAGCUUUUGCAGCUAAAACUUCUUCUGCUGGUCCAUCAACAGCAAAGUUGAGUUCAACAACCCAAAACAAUAGUGGGAAACCAGCUACCUCAUCAACUAACCAGAAGCCUGUGGGUUUGACUGGUCUGGCGACAUCAUCUAAAAGUGGAAUAGGUUCCAAAAUAGGUUCCAAUAACAACACUGCACCCACUGUACCCUUGAAACCACCUCCACCUCUAACUUUGGGCAAAACUGGCCUUAGUCGCUCCGUUAGUUGUGACAAUGUUAGCAAAGUGGGUCUUCCUAGCCCGAGUAGUUUAGUUCCAGGAAGCACCAGCCAACUCAGUGGGAAUGGAAAUAGUGGGACAUCAGGGUCCAGUGGAAAUACCACUAGCAAAACCACUUCAGAAUCAAGCAGCUCUCCCUUAGCAUCCCUUAAAGGUCCAACUUCACAAGAAUCACAGCUCAAUGCCAUGAAGCGAUUACAGAUGGUCAAGAAGAAAGCUGCCCAGAAGAAACUCAAGAAGUAAUCUGGCCAAGAACAAGCUUUCACAUUCUUCAGUGAACAAUUAUAUAUUGUUAUUAUGCCAGCAAUUUUUAUAAAGAAAUAAUUUUAAAGAAAGGUAAGAAAGAAUCACCCAACUGCUAUUAAUAUCUUGUAUUUCUUCCCUUCUUUCCUUCCUUCCAUCCUUCCUUCCUCCCCUCAUUCCUUCUCUUCGUCCUUUCUUUUCUUUCUACCUACCAACCUGAAGUAACAAUAAACAUGGAAUUGUAGUAUACAUAAUUUUUGCAGCCUGCUUUUUACUUUAAAAUAUAUUUGAAAAUCUUCAUGUCAAUAAAUAGUUCUCUAAUGCCUCAUUUUAAUGACUGCUUAUAUACAUUAUAUUACAGCUUGAUGGUUCAUUUUGAAACACUUUCUAAACAAUGACAUACUACACAUGUAGCAUUAUCAUCAAAAAUAGUUGAAACAUGUAAAGAUGAAGGCCCAGAGAGUGAAUUUAGGAUUA